GGGUGUAAUUCUCGCAAUCAGUAAUGUGUUAAGAACGUUGAGCAUGCGAACGUAAUCAUAGGGGAAUCUCACGAAACGAGCCUACCUUCGAUUACACGCAUCGUACCCAAUCUUCGUAGCUUUCGAUCAAUUACAAGGAUAUGAAACCCCAAUGGAGAAAAAAAAAUUUGUUGCUUUCGCCCUCGUCGUUGCCGUAGCCUACGCUGCUCCUCAAGGUCAUCAAGAGGACGUAUUGCUCGUGAAGGAGACACCCUCUGAUAAUAUUGGUCUGGGUGGAUAUAAUUACGGCUACGAACUUUCCAAUGGUCAAUCUCACCAGGAAAGUGCCGAGUUGGUUAAUCAGGGAACUGAGAACGAAGCCUUGGCUGUCCGAGGUAGCUUCACCUGGGUAGACCCACAGACCAACGUCAGAUACACCGUCAACUAUGUAGCUGACGAAAAUGGUUUCCAACCGCAGGGUGAACACAUCCCGGCUUGA
Eufriesea mexicana is the source of this 478-nucleotide messenger RNA. It is a transcript of the gene CPR12, whose product is annotated as cuticular protein 12. The coding region runs from base 152 to 478 and encodes 108 amino acids. Gene Ontology annotation, molecular function: structural constituent of chitin-based larval cuticle. Gene Ontology annotation, cellular component: chitin-based extracellular matrix. The record is from RefSeq and is a predicted model, not a curated record. Lineage: Eukaryota; Metazoa; Arthropoda; Insecta; Hymenoptera; Apidae. The transcript is spliced from 2 exons.